This is a messenger RNA of Ilex paraguariensis (yerba mate), 876 nucleotides long. The record is from the annotation of a GenBank genome assembly. Lineage: Eukaryota; Viridiplantae; Streptophyta; Magnoliopsida; Aquifoliales; Aquifoliaceae.
AUGGGUUCUGAUCCUUCGUCUCAAAUUCCAGUCAUCAACUUCUCGCUGGUAUCGCCGGAGUUGGACAGAGGAACAAAAGAGUGGCACCUCCUGUGCGAGAAGGUCCGAGAGGCUUGUGAAAGCUAUGGUUAUUUCGAGACAAAGAAGAAGAAUGUGAAUCCAAACCCUUUCUAUGCCUAUGCUGGGCAGUAUGCCACGGCAUCCUUGUAUGAGAGCCUUGGAAUUGAGGAUGCCUCCGACCCCGACUCGGUUCGGAGAUUUGAAGAACUAAUGUGGCCUCAAGGCAAUGAUUUUUUUAGCAAAACAAUCAGCUCCAUAACUCAGCAGAUGGAUGAGUUAAAUCGUACGACCAGGACGUUGAUUCUCGAUGCUUAUGGCCUGGGAGAGACCUUGAACUCCAUCAUGCCUUGUACAACCUUACUGCGCCUUACGAAAUACAAAGCCUCACCAAAUGGGGAGUACAUGGAGGGGAUCACUGCUCAUACGGAUAAACUUCUGUCAGCACUUCUGUGUGCAAACCAAGUUUUUGGGCUCGAAGUUGAAGCCAAGGAUGGGCAGUGGAUUAAACUUUUUCCAUCUCCCAAUUCCUUCAUCUAUAUGGUUGGUGAUCCUCUCAUGGCAUGGAGUAAUGGGAGAAUGCAUGCAGCUAAUCACAGGGUGAUGAUGGAAGGAUAUGAAGAUAGGUAUUCACUAGGGGCAUUUCCAGCUCCAAUGGAGGGAACAACCAUCAAGCCAAUAAAAGAGCUAGUGGAUGAAGAGCACCCCCAAAUUCUUGAAGAGUUUGAUUACAUGGAAUUCAUCAGAUUUUCUUUAUCAAAAGAGAGUUUGACCAUGGAUUCAGCAGGGCAGGCGUUUGCAUUUGCUGGAAACUAUUGA